Athene cunicularia (burrowing owl) is the source of this 3130-nucleotide messenger RNA. It is a transcript of the gene DDB2, whose product is annotated as damage specific DNA binding protein 2. Gene Ontology annotation, cellular component: Cul4-RING E3 ubiquitin ligase complex; nucleus. The record is from RefSeq and is a predicted model, not a curated record. Lineage: Eukaryota; Metazoa; Chordata; Aves; Strigiformes; Strigidae. Gene Ontology annotation, biological process: response to UV; DNA repair. Bases 13 to 1539 code for a protein of 508 amino acids. The transcript is spliced from 10 exons. Gene Ontology annotation, molecular function: damaged DNA binding; protein binding.
UGGUCAGACAGAAUGGCUCCAGUGAACCAGCCAAAGGACAAGAAGCAUGAGAGGACACAUGAGUAUUUGUCGGAAGAGACAAAAUCAGCUGGGAAGAGGAAACCGGACUACAAGGAACUAGGGAAUGAGCCACUAGCAAAGAGGUUGUUUGUGAGAAAAACAUCCAAAUCCCCAGAGAAAAUCGGUUGGAGCAUAGGUGGGUCCACGGUGAGAAACAACAGAGUGCUUUUCCAUCAGCCAGAGCAGCAGCGCAGCAUUGUUCAUUAUGUCUACCAGAACAUGCUGGGAGGCUCCAUUCGGGCACGGCUCAGGCAGUGCCUGCAGGUGCCCUUUCUGCGUUCUCUUGCUUCAUACCGCAUCUUUCGAAUAGCAAGUCCCUUUGACAGGAGAGUGACAUGCCUGGAAUGGCACCCAACACACCCCAGUACUGUAGCUGUCGGUUCCAAAGGUGGAGACAUCAUCCUUUGGGACUAUGAAGUACUUUCUAAAACCUAUUUCAUAAAAGGGGUGGGAGCUGGAGGGGCCAUCACAGGACUGAAGUUUAACCCUUUUAACCCUAGUCAGCUGUACACUUCGUCAGUUGCUGGCACUACCAUCCUGCAGGAUUUUAAUGGCAAUACUGUCCAGGUCUUCACCAGCACCGAGGACUGGGAUUGCUGGUACUGCAGCGUUGAUGUUUCUGCGAGCUGCCGCUCAGUGGUGACAGGUGAUAAUGUGGGCAACGUGGUCCUGCUCAGCACUUCUGGUGACAAGAUUUGGAAGCUGAAAUUGCACAAGAAGAAAGUGACUCACGUGGAGUUUAACUCCCGCUGUGAGUGGCUGUUGGCCACAGCGUCUGUGGAUCAGACAGUCAAAAUCUGGGACCUCAGAAACAUUAAAGACAAAACGAAUUUUCUUCAUGUGCUUCCUCAUGACAAGCCUGUCAAUGCAGCUCACUUUAGCCCAACAGACAGUGCCAAGCUCCUGAGCACAGACCAGCACAGUGAAAUCAGGGUUUACUCAUCUUCAGAUUGGACCAAGCCACAGCAUCUGAUCCCACAUCCCCAUCGGCAGUUUCAGCACCUCACGCCUAUUAAGGCAACGUGGCAUCCUCGCUAUGACCUCAUUGUAGCAGGUCGCUACCCAGACCCUAAGUUCCCAGGGCACAUGGUGAAUGAGCUACGAACUGUUGACAUUUUCGAUGGAAACACCGGGCAGAUGGUUUAUCAACUCCAUGAUCCAAAUGUUUCCGGUAUCAUCUCGCUCAACAAAUUUAACCCUAUGGGAGACACGCUGGCUUCUGGCAUGGGCUUUAAUAUUCUGAUCUGGAGCCGGGAGGAGAUGGUGACCAGGAAGCAAGAACAUCUUCUGAAAGACAUGAUAGAACGGAGGAUUGGAGGCUGGAGUUUGCCCAGAUUUGGAGGGCAGAGGCCGUCAAACCCUGGGACAAGCAAACGCAAAGCGAACUUAACUGUCUUGGGAACUGGAGGAGAUAGAACAAAAAGCAACGAUUCUACAUCACAGGGAAGGAAGCAGAAAGGGAAGGAUCUAGAGAACUGAUUUAGUAUUUUGGUCCUUUCUGGAUCACAGGGUACAAAUUCAGUGUUGGCAAUGGGCAGUAUGAGCCAUGCAGGGCAUUAGACUUCUACUUUGUCCUUCCUCCCUGGAUCUGAUUUGGCUUCCCCGAGUCUCUUUGAUUCCCCUUCUGAGAAGUUGUGUCAGUAUUCAGUUCUUUCUCCAAGUGGAAUUACCACCCAUUUUCGGAGGCACUAGGAAAACUUCAAAGAUGAUCUCAGAUCCUGCUGAAGCUACAGCUUCCAGCUUGCCACAUCUGCUUGUCAUCACUUGUCAGAGGUCACUGUCUUUGUAGUCUGCUGCAGAGCAGCUUUGUGACAGGGUCCCCAGCCUGUUCUAGUCAAACUGAGCUGAGAAACCCUUUGCUAACAAGAAUAACGUCCUGCAAAGGUAGACUGUUCACAGGGGUAAGGUGAUGGGUGGCUUGGGUAGCCUGGGGAACACCAGCCUCUCCCAUAAGCUUCUCGCAGAAUGUGCAUUUGUCAAGACCUCAGGUCUGUGCUUGCAGCUAUUUAACUAGACCACAAAGAAUAUGAUGAUGCCAGAGCUCUUUACCUGUCUCAUGGGAUGCAAGGGCAAUAUAGUGCUGGGAACCUACUGAUUCUGUAGUUUGUUUUCAGAGCUCUAGGCUUUUUGUUGCCACUGAUUAGUUAAUUUUUUUCAUUCAUGCCUAUGUGCUUCAGAAUGUUGGAUAAAAGUGUUGUAAAGCAGAAACAAGGGAUUUCUUCCAAACACCCUUGCUCAGAGCCAGGUUUCAAGACUGCUGUUAAACUGAAAAGUUUUGCUUUUUUUAGUUUGUUUACAAGGCAAGCCUUGCUGCUGUCCCAGAGGUUGAUGGAUGGGACAGACUCCAGGCCUGCUCUCUAUGUUCUCUAUGUUCACUUUUACAGUUUUGCAGUAUUGGUAUUAAUAAAGUUUUGUACUAAACUAAAAUUCUUUGAUACAGAGAGUGGCUUACUCUGAGCAUUCUGCUAAACUGCUUUUGUAUGGGGGAGGAAGGUACAGACCUUUCUGCAGGAGGGCUAAGAGACUUAGAACAGGGGUGGAAAUACCAGUCAUAGCACUGUGUCUGCAGCGGACCCUUCCAUGCUGGACGGGUUGCAUUACAUUGCUGCAGCCAGAAGUAGUUUAUCUAUUCAAUUCUCACUCUGCUGUGAAAAGGGAUUGUAAAUCAGGGGAUUCCUUUGGGAAGGGGUAUACUGCAGCAAGUUCUGCUGGUUCUCCAACACUGAGCACACUGGUGCUGGCCCUCUGAACUCCUAGAGAAGAAGAGUAGUACUGUUCAGUGUGAAUUUGAUUUUAAUAAUGAAAAGGAAAUGUAUUGGAACAGUUACAGAAAGUCAUUCACAGUCAAAAUGUCUAAAUCAUCAUAGAAACCUUUCCUCUGUGUGUGCAAAAUCUGCCGUCUUUAAAAAGUAACAGGUCUGGUCCUCUUAAAUGCACUUUCUAUUACAUCUUUCCUGUGCCUGUUCUCACAGGCAGGAGCUUUUUCUUUAUGACUGUCUUGCUGUGCAGGGACCUAGAUUGUAUCUUCAGAGGACAAAAAGGUGAGGAAGAUGCUGAGAACAGCAAGCUG